This is a messenger RNA of Erythranthe guttata (spotted monkey flower), 1223 nucleotides long. Its product is annotated as protein IRX15-LIKE. The record is from RefSeq and is a predicted model, not a curated record. NCBI's taxonomy places the organism in Eukaryota, Viridiplantae, Streptophyta, Magnoliopsida, Lamiales, Phrymaceae. Gene Ontology annotation, biological process: xylan biosynthetic process.
AAAAAAAAAAAGUAAAAAGAAAAAGUUAGAAUUGAAUAUAUUAGUACCAGCACACAGAGCACACACAUAGUAACCAGUGCCAGUAUCUUAAAUUCGUAGCAUGUGAGAUUUAAAGAGAGAAACUGAAACCUUUUGUCCCUUCCUCCAUCACUACUAAUCAAUUCCUUUUUUUUCAGUUUCUUUUGCUCUCCUGGUAAUUUUAUCAAACACCUUCCCUGCAUUCAUUCAUAUGAAGACCAGCGCCAAGUUCAUCGUUCUCCACCCUUCCGUACACAAGACCACCGGCGGCGGCGGAGGCCCCACCGCCGCCUCCCAUCGGGCGUGGCUCGCGGUUUUCGUACUGUUCUUCAUCUUCAGUUUCGCGUUCACGCUGUUGACCACCAGGGACGCCGCCUCCGCCGCAAAGGCAGCCGCUAGCGCCGCCGCGAGGGCAAAAUCCCAGCUACCCGACCCUGUAUUCGACGCCCUCCUCCACUACGCCGCCGCGAACGCCACCUCCUCCGGCCGAAUGUCCUCCGUGGAGAUGAGCCACAUCGCCUCCGUCCUCCGCGGCUGCGCCGCCCCCUGCAACCUCCUCGUUUUCGGCCUCACGCACGAGACACUCCUCUGGAAAUCCCUCAACCACAAGGGGCGCACCGUGUUCGUCGACGAGAGCGCGUAUCUGAUCUCCAAAUUGGAAGAGAAGCACCCCUCAAUCGAAGCGUACGACGUUCAAUUCACGACGAAGGUCAGCGAAUUGUACGAUCUGAUCGAGCACUACAAAGGGGAAGUCACCAAGGAGUGCCGCCCCGUGCAGAACCUCCUCUUCUCCGACUGCAAAUUGGCCAUAAACGACUUGCCCAACCACAUCUACGACGUCGCUUGGGACGCGAUUCUCGUGGACGGCCCCCGGGGAUACUCCGGCGCGGCGCCGGGGAGAAUGAUGGCGGUGUUCACCGCCGGAGUUCUGGCCAGGAGCAAAAGGGGCGGCGCUCGUGAGACGCACGUGUUUGUUCACGAAUUCGAGAGAGAAGUGGAGAGAGUUUGCAGCGAUGAGUUUCUCUGCAGAGAGAAUUUGGUUGAAGUGAAAGAUUCGUUGGGGCAUUUUGUGAUCGGGAAAAUGGAGGCCGAUCGCCGGAGGUUUGGGUUUUGUUCAGUUUCCGGUGCAUCUGUUUCUCCUAAAGCUAAAUCAACUUGAUUGCUUUUUUCUUAUUUUAUUUAUUUAUUUUUAAUAUUUUUAUUUU